AUGAGCGCCGGUCCAUACGGCAACGGUGGUUCCUCGGCGGGCAACAAGAAGACCGUGGACGCCAGCGCCAGCACGGGUAAGAACCUUAUCCCUGACCUCAACAUGGACGAGCGCGACUCCGCGGACGGCAUCAGCAAAGAUAAGCCGCGCUCCGAAGCGGAGGUGGAGGUAGCUGCUGCCGAUGCCGACGCCGACGCCGACAAGGGUAAGAGCGUCGCCGCUGCUGACGACGGCAAGCCCAACGUCAACAUCGCCUUGGAGCGAGAGAGGCGCAAGCGGAUGAAGGAUCUAUUCAGGGCACUUCAAGACCUGAUGCCCCACGUCCCUCAGAAGACUGACAAGGUGACCUUGGUGGGAGAGGCGAUCCACUACAUCAGGGCCCUUGAGGAGAAGGCGGCCAUGCUGGGGAAGCAGGCGCUCGCGCGGCAUGCCGCCGCUAGGGGUGAGGCCUCCUCCUCCUCUUUCUCUUUGAUGACGAUGCCACAGACCGCGCAGGGCAUGGCGGCCCUGUGCUCCUCGGACGCCCCGCGUGGCUGGGGCGGUGUGCCUGUGCCGCCUGCUGCUCCAGCCGUGCCAGCGUCGCCGAUGAGAUACGAGACGUGGACGGGGCCAAACAUGGUGCUGACCGUGGCCAACGACAACGCGAACAUCAGCGUGUGGGCGCCACGGCGUGCUAACACCCUGACCAUGGUGAUGUCCGUGCUGGACAACCACGGGAUCGACGUGAUCACCGCGCAGAUCUCGUCCGACAGGGUUCGCGCCCUGUUCAUGAUCUAUGCCCAUGUGACUGGAAUAGGUGGUGAGAAUCGUCGUUCGGCAGAGAAAGUGUACCAGAGGGCUGUGUCAGAGAUCAUGUACAGGCUCCACAGCAGCAACACCUAG
Molecule: messenger RNA, 882 nt
Organism: Miscanthus lutarioriparius
Lineage: Eukaryota; Viridiplantae; Streptophyta; Magnoliopsida; Poales; Poaceae
Source: the annotation of a GenBank genome assembly